This is a messenger RNA of Chilo suppressalis (striped riceborer), 1239 nucleotides long. NCBI's taxonomy places the organism in Eukaryota, Metazoa, Arthropoda, Insecta, Lepidoptera, Crambidae. The record is from the annotation of a GenBank genome assembly.
CACCUCCCCCAGCUUCGGAUACACCGCUGCCUCAGAUAUGUGUUCCCGGUACAGACGGAACACCCUAUUCAUGCGACUUGGAUACACCAUCAGAGCGCAGUGGGAGCAGGAAUGUUAGUGUUAGUGGUCGGCCAAAGCGUCGACGUGAAAUGGACGACGAUUUGAAGGAUCUAAGGUCUGAAAUGAAGGCAUUUUUCUCUUCCCUAUCCGGGGUUGUUGAACAACAUUUCAACGAUAUUAAGUUGCAAAACAGUGAAAUGAGAGUAAGCUUGCAAUUUCUUUCUGACAAAUAUGAUGACAUGGCUAAAUUAUUUCAAGGAUUGGAAGAGGAAAGGAAGAAAGACAACAAAUAUAUAUCACAACUAGAGGAAAUUCUUGAAGUACUAGAGCGGAAAUCAAAAUCAUCCGGUCUUGAGAUUCGUAAUGUUCCUUCUUUGACCUCAGAUCAUAAAAAACCAGAAACGAAAGAAGAAAUUACUACUAUAGUGAAAAGUAUGGCUAUGGCUCUGGAAGUGGAGUUACAAGACUAUGAUGUAAAGGACGUAUAUAGGGUAAAUUCAAAGAAAGGUGAAAACAAACCUAUCAUCGUUGAAUUAAAUAGCGCAAUAAAAAAAGAGAAAAUAAUACAAGCCAUAAAAGAGCUGAGUAGGACGAAGGGAGUUAAAUUGAAUACGGAACAUUUUAAAAUACCAGGACCUGUUAACCUUGUGUAUGUGACGGAGACGCUUACGAUAAAGACCCAAAAAAUAUACUAUAUGGCUCGUGAAUUCGCUCGACAAAAUGGAUAUUCUUACUGUUGCACGUCAAAGGGGCAAGUGUAUCUUCGGAAGGCUGAUGCCUCUAUCCCGCAUCGAGUCAGAGGAGGACUUCGCGAAGCUUAAAUCACAGAUCUGACUAUGUUACCGUAUAAAUCUUAAUUUUAUUAAAGUUUUUACUAUUUCAAAAGAAUUGUUUGCAAACUACUGCAUGUUUUAUGAAAAAUAUUAUUGUUCUUACACAUCUCUUAUCACACUCUAUCACACACAUAUUUACAACAUAUUACUUACUCAUACUCACACUGAUUUACUGAUAUCUUCUCUCACAUAUCUAACAGAAGUAAAGAAAGUAAUAUUUCGUUUACGUAACCGAUGGUCUAGUUCUUACAAUGUAUCACCCUUUGUAUUACAUAAUGCUGUUUCUUGUCUACACAAACUGCCACCUACUUUUACUUAAUAGUACAAUAUUAACGAGAUAUUAUAA